Spodoptera litura is the source of this 4260-nucleotide messenger RNA. RefSeq names its product division abnormally delayed protein (gene dally). The record is from RefSeq and is a predicted model, not a curated record. Gene Ontology annotation, biological process: cell migration; positive regulation of canonical Wnt signaling pathway; regulation of protein localization to membrane. NCBI's taxonomy places the organism in Eukaryota, Metazoa, Arthropoda, Insecta, Lepidoptera, Noctuidae. Gene Ontology annotation, cellular component: plasma membrane; extracellular region; cell surface.
GUCAGUCCGGGAAGGCGCACCGAUGAGGGAGCACGCGUCGCGCUCUCCGGUCGACACGACGAACGCGCGCUCGCGAGUGUCUACCACUACUGUCGAGUUUAUUUGAGAACUUUGUUUUAUUUUAAUUAGUGGCUUGUGAACAUGAGGUGUUUAGUGGUGUUGUUGUUGUUGGCGGGCUGUGCGAGCCAGUCGGCCUCCGCCGGCGUGCCCUGCGCCCUGUCCCUGGAGUUCUUCGGCAGGCACAACGUAACAGCUGAUGAUAACGAUGUACCAGGUCAAAUAUGCGGCGGGCAGUGUUGCGGCAGGGGGCGCGAGUUGCAGGUGCAGACCGCACUGCGACGCGCUGCCGAGGCCAGCACCACUGGGCCUAUACUGAGGACUGAGAACCUGCUGCUCAAUACAAAGCGAUCUUUACAAGAUCACCUCAUGGGAUUAUCGCAUCUGUCACAGAACAAGACAGCUACGCUGUUCACGCAGCUGUACCGAGGACACGCGACGCGGACGGUCCAGCCUCUAGCGAAUCUUUAUGACGACAUCAGAUUAAUUUUGCGAUCCGAAGGGGAUCUCUCAACUGAAGGUCUCAGCGCUGGACCACCGAAGGACUUGACCGUUACUACGAAGAAGUUCUUUAGAGACCUGUUCCCUGUGGCUUAUCACAAUGUGCUCAAGCUGGACGUCAAGCAGUUCACGCCUGAUUACGAAAUAUGCCUCAAGGACGCAUAUGAUACAGUCCAGCCAUUCGGAGACGUGCCGCAGCAGCUUGGUACGUCGUUAUCUCGGUCGCUGGAGGCGGCUCGAGCGCUGCUGCAAAUGUUAGCAGUGGGAGCUGAUACGCUGUCGGCUACUGAGCGCGUGCUGGCCAGCGGUGCUGAUAACUGCGCUGAAAGACUGUUGCGGACCGGCGGCUGCUCGCGCUGUCACGGUCAUGAAGCCAGGCCUUGCAGAAACUACUGCCUCAAUGUGGCCAGAGGGUGCAUCGGUUCUCUACUGUCGGAGCUGGACGGUCCCUGGGCAGGCUACGUGGAAGGCGUGGAGAGACUCACCAAGGUGGACGCAGACGUCGCCCUCAGGGAACUAGAGACGAAGGUCUCCAAAGCCAUCAUGUACGCGCUCGAAAACAGGGCUGUCUCAGAAAAUAAGGUCCGUCAGGAAUGUGGUCCUCCAGCCACAAUGGAAAAGCCUGGUACAUCUUCAGCCUUACCCACAGCUGGUCCAAUCCGUCGUGACAACCUUCGAGCGCCACCACCAGACACUGAACUCCUGCAGUUCGCUGCCACCCUGGCAUCCACUAAGAAACUGUUCGCUGGACUCUCAGAUAGGAUUUGUGAUGAACCAGAUUUUGCUGCUGAUGAUAAUGAGAAGUGUUGGAAUGGGAACGCUGUUGCAGAUUACACAAAACCAGUGGUAGCGUCCGCCUCACUGAGUGACCAGAAAUACAACCCGGAGAUCAGCGGCAGUCCGCCACAGGACUCGAGAGUCGCCAGCUUAGGAGACAGACUGCAGCAAGCUAGACAGUUGCUAGUAUCAUAUUCCCGCACCAAGGAGCUCUCUGCGGAGGCCUUCAUGCAAGGAGACGAAGCAGGAGAGGAAGGGUCAGGAUCUGGUCGCAGCUAUCCUGAUGACUACGACUCUGAAGGAUCGGGAGAUGACGGCUCCGGUGACCAUGACGGACAAAGUAGACCGGAUCUGCACGAGUCCCCUCCGGACUCUUCAACACCGAAGGUCUUCAACGGCGCUAGUCCUCGACACAGCGCGUCCCUACUGGUACCGCUACUGUGCGCACUGGUCGCAUCCAUCGCACGACUCACCUAGGCCUCGUCGCAGCGCACGUAAGAAUAACCAUAUCAUUUUGUGUGACGUCAUGAGUGAUCGUGUGUUUGACUGCCGCGCACGGAGCUCGGCCUCUCGUGCUGUCUCGCUCACACGUACGAGCGAGCCCGCUGUGCGAGUGCGAGGAACAUAGUGUAGUGACGCAAUAAAAGACACGUGAGUGAUGCGUAGUGCGAGCGUUCGUUGUAGCUAGUCCUGAACUACGGUAGUACCCGUCGCCAGAUUUCCGCGUAUUUACAAAGAUGUUUGAUAAGAUUUUAUAAUGAAAUCUCGUAACGAUGCACGCGACAUCUCGUUGCAUAUAAGGUAUUUUAACGUUUGUAAAUGUACAGUGCAUAUCCCAGUUAAUGUACAGUGCAUAUCGAUGUUGUCUUCAUUUUGUAAAUAUUUUUUUGAAGAUUCUUCUUAGACUUAGGUGAAAAUAUACAUUGUAAUGGAAGCUCUGCAUUUAAAAAUUUCGACGUGAAAUUGUGAAGUUUAUUGUCAUAAUAAUUAAUAAAUUAUUUGAAAGUCUUUAAUCAUUGUUGAACACUAGCUGAUUGGCAAUAAUUUUAUUAAGAAAAUGUAUAACGAUUAGAAGCGAGUGAGAACUCUUUAAUAAGGAUUCUGUGUACAGAUUGUGUAAAUACCUGAAAUCCUACUGGUCUAGGUGCUUAGCUAGUAAAUAUAUUUCGUUGCCAUAUUAAUAUUACGGAUAUUAUUAUUUAUAAUAUUAAUUAAGUCAUAAUUUAAACUAAUAUUAUGUUAUGUGAUACUGAUUAGUUGAUAAGUUGGUGCACUCGAUGCACUGUAUUGUUUAUAUACGGUUUGUUCGAGCAUUAUAUAGCUGAUUAAGUAUUUAAAUCCAACAUCUAAAUGCAAAUACAAAGUUCCAACAUAACAAAGUUUAAACGAUAUUAUUAUAAAUAGCUGUACGUUUGUUGUGUAUACAUUGUUUACUGCAGGCCUAAAUACCCGUGUUUAUUCUGUCUACAAAUAUAUAAUUUCUAUAUAAUACACAAGUAAAUGUAGGAUCAAACAAAAUGACAAGAUGAGAAAAUAUAAAAUAAAAAUAUAAGUUAUAUUGUAGCAAUAAACUACGUUUGUAAAUUGCUUUAAAGAUUAGUGAAUAUAUAAAGUGUUGCGGUCAUGUAAUGGCUGCGGUCUGUAUGUAUCGUAGAUAAUAUGGAGAGUUAUGUGAGGACCAUUUGGAAUGUACGGACAUGUCGCUACUCGCUACCGCCGUAAUACAGUAACCAGUUGCAUAGCUAUAGGCAUUGCUGUUUAAUGACUUGCGAAAUUUCUAACGUCAUUAAGAUUUGACACAAAUUGUCAAGUUUCUAAAAUAAAUUUAGUUGGAAAUCAAAACCACUACCCCUAUGUCUAUGGCUCUAGUUUCAAAUUUAUUGUCUUAUUUUCUAUAUCAUAUUAUAUUAAACAAGUAAAUGUGCUUCUACAUGUAUAAACUGUAAAGAAAUAUUGAUUUUAAUCAUUUUUAGUGCAGUGGACCUGAAAUUAAACAUUGAACGAUAUAUGUACAUCACUAAUCCGACAAAUAACAACUAUCAAAGACAGUUGACAUAAGAGACGUUUGAUUCUAUUUUCGAAAAUGAAAUUUUAAUUUAUUAUUGUUAUUCGAUUUGGAUAGUACGAUAUUAUUAUGGUCGACUGUACCAAAAAUAAUGACAAUGCCCAAGAAUAUGGUCUAAAAAUUAAAUUUGUAAAAUUACAUAAAUCUUCUGACUGUCUGCUACGUUCUAGAAGUAUUUUUGUAACAUAAGAAAUUCUCAAAAACACGUGACAUAUACAUAUAGCGAGCCUCAAAAAAAUGGUAUUCACAAGUCAUUUAGCAAUAACCCUGUGUAUUAAGUUUGAAGGAGGUUGUCCAAGAAGUUUUCGCGUUUGAUCCGAACUCCGGCCCCUUGACCGAGAAACUCGAGUAUGUUGAUCAGUUUCAAGUGUCGUUUUAGGAAAUUGCGCUCUUCGGGAUAACGGGGAAAAAGUUCACAACCUUGACCGAUAUUAUCGAGAACAAAUUACAAAUAACAACAACUAAGUUGGUGUUAUUGUCUUGUUUUUAAUAGAUUUUUUUUUAUCCCAAGAUAAAAGACAAAAUAUUUAGUCACUUAAAAAAGGAACGUAUAUAUUCUUCUAUUCGAUUAAAGCGCAAAAGUAAAUGUUGAUACGCAAAAGAAGAUUGUUCAUCUUAUCACAUCUCAACCUUUCAAAGUACGUAGCGUUUAUUGUAAAGAGAGGCGCAUAGUACGCGCGUACUACGCGGCUCGGAAUUACAUAAACCAUACAACGUAUCGCUUUUAUAAAGGCGGAACAAAGUGUAGCGACAUGAAACCGAAAACUCAAUGUAAAUAUUGUUGGAGAGUAUAUAGAGUGGAGUCGAGACAAUUGCUGUUAUAUCUGAGUAUAUAAUAUGGAAAUAAAUUCUGUACUAUA